Messenger RNA from Theobroma umbraticum, 3227 nucleotides. Its product is annotated as heat shock 70 kDa protein 15. Gene Ontology annotation, biological process: protein folding. The record is from RefSeq and is a predicted model, not a curated record. Gene Ontology annotation, molecular function: ATP-dependent protein folding chaperone; ATP binding. Gene Ontology annotation, cellular component: nucleus; cytosol. Lineage: Eukaryota; Viridiplantae; Streptophyta; Magnoliopsida; Malvales; Malvaceae.
GCUUAAGGUUGUUUCCGUAUUCUCUCUCUCGCGCACCAACGAAAAAAGAAAAAAAACCCACCAACAAGAAAGAGGUGUUUUCGAAAAGAAAUUUCCAGAACCUCUUCUGGCCCCUAAUCUUCCCUCUCUCUCUCUCUCUCUCUUUCGUUUGUAAAAGGUGCAGAUCAAUUUUAUUUUAUAUAAAAUAAAUCAGUGUAAUUUCUGGUGAAGAUGAGCGUUGUUGGGUUUGAUUUUGGCAAUGAAAGCUGCAUUGUUGCUGUCGCAAGGCAGAGAGGGAUUGAUGUUGUGCUUAAUGAUGAAUCAAAGCGCGAAACUCCGGCUAUUGUAUGCUUUGGGGAGAAGCAGAGAUUCAUUGGUACUGCAGGGGCAGCAUCUUCUACAAUGAACCCUAAAAAUUCAAUUUCUCAGAUAAAGCGGUUGAUUGGCCGUCAGUUCUCAGAUCCUGAGUUGCAAAGGGAUCUCAAGUCGUUACCCUUCAAUGUCACUGAGGGACCUGAUGGAUAUCCUUUGAUUCAUGCUCGUUAUUUAGGUGAAAUGAAAACCUUUACCCCAACACAAGUCUUGGGAAUGGUUUUGUCAGAUUUGAAAAGCAUAGCUGAGAAGAAUCUGAAUGCAGCAGUGGUCGAUUGCUGCAUUGGGAUUCCUGUAUAUUUCACUGAUCUUCAAAGAAGGGCAGUUUUAGAUGCUGCCACAAUUGCAGGCUUGCACCCUCUUCGCUUGAUUCAUGAAACUACAGCAACAGCAUUGGCUUAUGGUAUCUAUAAAACUGAUUUACCCGAUAAUGACCAAUUAAAUGUUGCCUUUGUUGAUAUUGGACAUGCUAGCAUGCAAGUUUGUAUUGCUGGCUUCAAGAAGGGACAACUCAAGAUAUUGGCUCAUUCGUUUGACCGCUCUUUGGGCGGUAGAGAUUUUGAUGAAGUUUUAUUUCAGCAUUUUGCUGCAAAAUUUAAAGAGGAUUAUAAGAUUGAUGUUUUCCAGAACGCAAGGGCUUGUAUAAGGCUUCGGGCUGCUUGUGAGAAGUUAAAGAAGGUUCUUAGUGCCAAUCCUGAGGCACCUUUGAAUAUUGAGUGCUUAAUGGAUGAGAAGGAUGUUAGGGGUUUCAUUAAGAGAGAGGAGUUUGAGCAGAUCAGUGCUCCAAUUUUGCAACGUGUGAAGAGGCCACUAGAGAAGGCUCUUGCCGAUGCUGGACUUGCAGUUGAGAAUGUUCACAUGGUUGAGGUUGUUGGUUCAGCUUCACGUGUUCCGGCUAUGUUGAAAAUCCUCACGGAGUUCUUGGGUAAAGAGCCUAGGCGCACAAUGAAUGCUAGUGAAUGUGUUGCAAGGGGUUGUGCUUUGCAAUGUGCAAUUCUCAGUCCCACAUUCAAAGUUCGGGAGUUUCAGGUCAAUGAGAGCUUCCCGUUACCAAUUUCCCUAUCAUGGAAAGGAUCUGCUUCAGAUGCUCAGAGUGAAGGAGCAGAACAACAACAACUGGUUUUUCCAAAGGGAAAUCCAAUACCCAGUGUCAAGGCUGUGACAUUCCACAAGACAAGUACAUUCAGUGUUGAUGUUCAAUAUUCUGAUAUCAGCGAGUUGCAGGUCCCUGCAAAGAUUAGUGCUUACACGAUUGGUCCUUUUCCAACACUACGAAGUGAACGACCAAAGUUGAAGGUCAAAGUUCGUCUGAAUUUGCAUGGGAUUGUGUCCAUUGAUUCGGCAACUCUCUUGGAAGAGGAAGAAGUUGAAGUCCCAGUUUCAAAAGAGCCAGUAAAAGAAGAUACUAAGAUGGAGACUGAUGAAAUACCUGGCGAUGCUACUGCCUCUGGUGCCAAUGAGACAGAUGUUAAUAUGCAAGAUGCCAAGGGUACAGCUGACGCUGCAGGGGUUGAAAAUGGUGUUCCUGAGUCAGGGGACAAGCCUGUGCAAAUGGAGACUGAUACCAAAGUUGAGGCUCCUAAGAAGAAGGUGAAGAAAACAAAUGUCCCUGUGGCAGAGUUGGUUUACGGUGCAAUGUUACCUGCAGAUGUUCAAAAAGCUGUAGAGAAGGAGUUUGAAAUGGCUUUGCAAGAUAGGAUUAUGGAAGAAACAAAGGAUAAAAAGAAUGCUGUUGAAGCCUAUGUCUAUGACAUGAGGAAUAAGCUUAGUGAUAAAUACCAUGAUUUUGUCACUGCUCCGGAGAAGGAAGAGUUUACUGCUAAGCUUCAGGAAACAGAGGAUUGGCUGUAUGAAGAUGGCGAGGAUGAAACAAAGGGUGUCUAUGUUUCCAAGCUUGAAGAGCUUAAGAAGCAAGGGGAUCCUAUUGAAGAACGUUAUAAAGAGUAUGCUGAGAGAGGAGCUGUCAUUGAUCAGUUGGCUUACUGUAUUAACAGUUACAGGGAGGCAGCCAUGUCAAAUGAUCCCAAAUUUGAUCACAUUGAACUUGCUGAAAAGCAAAAAGUCUUAAAUGAGUGUGUGGAAGCUGAGGCAUGGUUGAGAGAGAAGAAACAGCAACAGGAUCAACUUCCCAAGUAUGCCACUCCAGUUCUCUUGUCAGCUGAUGUGAGAAAGAAGGCUGAAGCGUUAGACAGGUUUUGCAGGCCAAUAAUGACGAAACCUAAACCGGCUAAACCAGCCACACCUGAAACACCAGCAACCCCACCUCCUCAAGGAAGUGAGGCUCACCCGCAGGGUGCAGAUGCCAAUGCCAACCCGAAUGCAAGCCCUAACCGCAAUGCAGACUCUAGUGAAAAUGCGCCGGCAGACAGUGGUGAGGCACCUCCAGCUUCUACAGAACCAAUGGAAACGGACAAAUCGGAGAGUACUUCGGCUACUUCAUAAAUUAUUCGCGGGUGGUCUGUUGAUGAUUUAUGUGGCCAAAAUUUCGUUCUUUAUGUGUAAGCACUAUUUUUGAAAGAGCCUGAGACCAACUCUUUGGUAGUCUGAUAUGAGGGGCUGGGGUCACUGUUUUCAAUUUGUAAAGCAUUGUCUUUGUUAUGCCUACCCAGAUUUGUUAUUGUUAAGAGUGAGUCUUUAGAAUCCAGGUAUUUUUCACGGAGGGUUUUUAAGAGAAAAGACUGCUAUUGUGCUUCCUUGUCAACAUUUUUCUGUUGGAGGGUGGCUAAAAUUUACUCUUUAAAGGAUUUCAAGUGUUAAAUCUUGUUUUAUGUUUUGUAGGAUUUGUCUGGGGAUUAGUAACCACUUCAAUUCUGGGUAUUGUUGGUGUCCACAAAUCUUGGAUUUUGUUUCAAUUGAAGUCUUACAUUAUUUUUCCA